AUGGAGCAAAAAGCAACAAAGCUACUCAAUGAUUUGUAUCAAAUCUAAGUUGAGAAAUUUGACAAGAUAAAUCUGAAAAAUUUCAUUAGAAAGAGUGGAGCUAAAGAAGAGAUUGACGAAGCAUCUCUCAAGAAGUAUAUUCUGCAGACUCCAAUAGAAGAUCUUGGAAUUGACAAGACUGCUCUUGAUAAUCAUAUCAUCCAUGAUGUGCUCAAGAAGCCUUUAUUGAUAGAAAUAAAGGAAUUCAGAAAUGUAUCACAGCCAUUCUAAAGAGCAGUGGAUCUAGGGGAUGAGGAAAAGAAAGCAAGCAAGGCUAGAGAUGCUACAUAUCAAUUGCAAGCACAUGAUGGCAAGAGAUUCAUCAAGAUCAUUAUGCUCUUCACUGAUCAGUCUAAGUUUGUAAGAACAAUCAAUGAGUCUAACAAGUUCUGCCUUUAUGAUGCAUAUUUAAGCCCCCAGGAUACCACUACUUUUAUCUUGGACUUUUAGGAGCAGAUCACUCAGAUCUAUAAUAACAAAGAUUCUCCCAGACUCACUGAAGCCUAUAGCGAAAUCAAAGGUCUGCCGAUCAAGUAUACAAAUGCACCUAGAUUUGUAUUCCUGAACGAGAAUGCUGGUGAAGAGGGAGAGAAACAAGAAGAGGAACAAGAAGAUGAGUUCGCUGAUCUAUUUAAGCAGUUCAAUGUCCCAGAUUUGACUGGAUCAGAACGAACCUACAUCAAAAGAUAUGAAUAACUUGGAUUCUGGAGAAAGAAGUAUAAUCCCCAGUAGUAGCAGCCCUAGCAAUGA
Molecule: messenger RNA, 789 nt
Organism: Stylonychia lemnae
Lineage: Eukaryota; Ciliophora; Spirotrichea; Sporadotrichida; Oxytrichidae
Source: the annotation of a GenBank genome assembly